Spinacia oleracea (spinach) is the source of this 1124-nucleotide messenger RNA. Its product is annotated as ras-related protein RABD2a. Gene Ontology annotation, molecular function: GTPase activity; GTP binding. Lineage: Eukaryota; Viridiplantae; Streptophyta; Magnoliopsida; Caryophyllales; Amaranthaceae. Bases 262 to 873 code for a protein of 203 amino acids. The record is from RefSeq and is a predicted model, not a curated record. The transcript has 8 exons.
AUACAAAACAAUUAGGAUUACAAUUUACAAAACGUCUCUUUCGUGCCUUCUUCAUUUUCCUCUCUGUCUAUAUUAACUCCCUCACCUUCACGUUUCCUUUCUCUCUCCUACCUAUCUCUCUCUCCUCCCUGCUGACCUUCAUUCUGUCGGAGAUCCACGAUUAUCCGGUCAACUUUUCGCCGGCGAAAUCCUUAAUCCCGGCCAUUUCACACGUCGUAUCAUUCUUCUCGAUCCUCCAUCCGUCACCUUCUCGUUUCAGUCAUGAAUCCCGAGUAUGAUUACCUGUUCAAGCUUUUGCUUAUUGGAGAUUCUGGUGUUGGAAAAUCAUGCCUCCUCCUGAGAUUUGCGGAUGACUCAUAUUUGGAAAGUUACAUAAGCACUAUUGGAGUUGAUUUCAAAAUACGCACUGUUGAGCAAGAUGCAAAGACCAUUAAACUUCAGAUUUGGGACACUGCUGGACAAGAGCGUUUUAGGACAAUCACUAGUAGCUACUACCGUGGAGCACAUGGCAUCAUUGUGGUCUAUGAUGUAACAGAUAUGGAAAGUUUCAACAAUGUGAAGCAAUGGCUAAAUGAAAUUGAUCGUUAUGCUAGUGACAAUGUUAACAAACUUCUGGUUGGAAACAAGUGUGAUCUUGCUGCAAAUAGAGCUGUACCAUAUGAAACUGCCAAGGCUUUUGCUGAUGAAAUUGGCAUACCAUUUAUGGAGACCAGUGCAAAGGAUGCCACUAAUGUAGAACAGGCUUUCAUGGCUAUGACUGGUUCAAUCAAAAACAGGAUGGCUAGCCAGCCGAUGAACAAUGCCAGGCCCCCAACAGUUCAGAUCCGAGGUGGUCAGCCUGUUGGACAGAAGAGUGGGUGCUGCUCUACCUAGGGAAAGUAUGAUACUUGAUGCCACAUUAAAGAAUCUGAUUUUGCUGCAACAUUAUUCAAAUUUUAACAUUCAUAGGCACGGUCUCAUCUAGGUCCCGUGUUUUAGUGGUUUGCAAUUUGUUUAACUUUGAAGGUUCUCAUUCUUUUCUACUAGCAGAUUUGUAUAAAAUGAUGAAUCAUACUGAAGAUUUUAGCAUGAACUUGUUUCGCCUUCCAUUCUUUGACAAAUGAUUAUUUUUUACUGCUUCCUAA